Messenger RNA from Thalassophryne amazonica, 12419 nucleotides. RefSeq names its product StAR-related lipid transfer (START) domain containing 9 (gene stard9). Gene Ontology annotation, molecular function: ATP binding; microtubule motor activity; lipid binding. The coding region runs from base 208 to 10890 and encodes 3560 amino acids. Lineage: Eukaryota; Metazoa; Chordata; Actinopteri; Batrachoidiformes; Batrachoididae. The record is from RefSeq and is a predicted model, not a curated record. Gene Ontology annotation, biological process: microtubule-based movement. The transcript has 32 exons.
UUGUGCUGGGAGUUUUGUUUUGUUUUUUUGGAUAGAGGCGGUCUGUGUGAGCUGCUGCUCGCCGGCGGAGAUGACCUGAAAAACGAAUGACGAUUAAGUGUCGCGCCGCUCCAACUUUCACGGGAAUAAACCCGAACGAAGACUCAAUAUGCGCCGACGGACAACUUUAUUUCACGAAUAGGUCAGCUGCUGGGAUAAAAUGUCAGUAUGGCAAAUGUUAAAGUUGCCAUUCGAGUCCGCCCUCUGAACGCAAGGGAGAGCGUGCAAGGAGCAAGGCUAGCUGUUCAGGUCCAGGAUAAGUUUGUGAGGAUCCGAAAUGUGAAGCUGGAUGGACGUGUAGAUGGAGCAGUAGAUUCCAGGGAGAAGCUUCUAGAGUUUUGCUUUGACUACUGCUACUGGUCGGUGGACCCUGCUGAUCCUCACUAUGCCUCACAAGAAGAGGUGUUCCAGGACCUGGGUGUGUCGGUGCUGGCCGGUGCUUCUGAAGGAUAUAAUGUGUGUCUAUUUGCUUACGGCCAAACCGGAUCUGGAAAGACGUACACCAUGAUGGGGACACCGGAUGCCAUUGGCUUGACUCCUCGGAUCUGUCAGGGUCUUUUUAGGUCUGUGGACAGUUUUUCUGAUGGGCCGAACACAAGCAGAGUGGAGAUCAGCUUCCUGGAGAUCUACAAUGAGCGAGUGCGAGACCUGCUGAGUGGAGUGGAGCAGAAGAAGAGAGCAUCCCUGCGGGUCAGAGAGCACCCUAACAAAGGACCCUACGUGCAGGACCUUUCACAGCACGUUGUCUCCGACUGCAAGCAGGCGAUGGACCUUUUGGAGGAAGGCAUCGCCAACCGCAUCACCGCGGCAACCCACAACCACGAUGCCAGCAGCAGAUCCCACGCCAUCUUUACCAUCCAGUACACACAGGCAAUACUAGAGAAUAACCUUCCUUCAGAAAUUGUUAGCAAGAUUAACCUGGUCGAUCUGGCUGGGAGUGAACGAGCAGACCCACAGUACUGCAGAGACAGACUGACAGAGGGCGGCAACAUCAACAAGUCUUUAGUCACUUUGGGCAUUGUCAUCUCUGCUCUUGCCCAGAACUCCCAGAUGUCCAGCAGUUGCCAGAGUAUCAACAGCAUGACCUCUGACGGUGAGGUCAGCGUGGUGGGCAGUCACACCAGCUCCCUGUCUGGAGGAGGAGGAGGAGGUGGGAGGAGACACUGCUUUAUCCCUUACAGAGACUCAGUCUUAACAUGGCUCCUGAAAGACAGCCUGGGUGGAAACUCAAAGACCAUCAUGAUUGCAACUGUGUCGCCCUCCGUUAGCUGUUACAAUGAGACCCUCAGCACCCUUCGCUAUGCUGCUCAUGCCAGAAAUAUUGUCAACAAGCCCCGUGUUAAUGAGGAUGCUAAUGUUCGGCUGAUCAGGGAACUAAGAGAGGAGAUAGACAGACUGAAGAGUAUGCUGCUCAGUUUCGAAAUGCAGCGUAAUCCCAGUCCAUCCCUGAGUGAUGAGAGAGAUGGAAAUCUUUCUGACAUUGUGCUACAGAAUGAACUAAAGGUGGAGCAGCUGACAAAGGACUGGUCAGAGAGCUGGAGAGACCAGAAGGAGCUACAGUGCAGCGUGGACAUCAACAGAGACCGGGCCGGCUUCCUCAUCAACUCCCUGCAACCGCAUUUGGUUAGCCUGGACAGAGACGUUUUCAGCACUGGGGUCGUCCUCUAUCACCUCAGGGAAGGCAUUACCCGCAUUGGACCUCAGGACCAGCUAGAAGAACCACAAAUAGUUCUGCAGGGCACUGCCAGCUGUGAGAUUGAAAAUCAAGAAGGUGUGGUAACGCUAAGGCCGGUACCAGGUUGUGUCUGCCUGCUGAAUGACAGGGAGGUCACUGAGCCUUGCCGACUAGCACAAGGGACUGUGAUCACCUUGGGAGGAGUGCACAAGUUCCGCUUCAACCAUCCUGCAGAGGCAGCAGUCCUACGGGAACGUCGACGGGCCAGUGAGAGUGGUAUGACCUGCAAGUAUAUUGACCUUUGUCCCUUGACCUCUGAGCACAGUACUGAAGAGUUAACGUUCAAAGGACAACCAGCUGCCUGCCUGUCUCCCAGUGAGGAGCCCACUGACAGGCAGCGAGUGAAGGAGCAGCAGCGUUACGUGGAGUGUUUGCGGCAGGAGAUACAAGCUGAACAGAGACAGGCCGAGAGGGAGCUGGAGAGGGAGCAGGCCCACCUCCGACAGCAGCAAAUAGAGAUCCAGCAGUGGAUUCUGCAGGAGGAACAGCGCUUGACUGUGACCCAAGAAUCUGGAGUUCAGACAGACUUUGUCCCUGCACCACUCCUCGAGCGCCUGACAGCUCAGGUGUCUGAGGGUAAGGAAGCUGUGACGGAGGAUGGCCCGUCACAAGCGGUGAGGGCCAGGAAGAAUACAGUGCAGGAGGAGUUACUGAAGCACCACGCACUUUGUCGUGCUGAGAGUCGCAUCCAUCGGAAAAGGCUCCACUACCAGUUGGAGAGAAUUGCUCGCAAACGUCAUCUGCUAGAAGCUAAGAGGGAACUGCAGCGACUGGAAAAGGAGCUACCUCCCGGAACAGACGGCCCAGAGUCUCCUGAGAUGGGAUUACCCUCAAGGCCCAGAGGAUGGCCGUUUGUUUCUCGGAGACACUCAUUCUCAGCAGAUCUUCUGCUGCGCCUUUAUCCACAGCACACUCCUGUUUUCAGGCAUUUCCAGAAGAGAAACAGGUCCACAGAGCUGACUUCUAAUUCCUCCACAACACCCGAUUCCAUUGGCUGCAGGAAGUGGGUGUCGGAUGAAUGUCUUCCAAGAGAAAGAACCCAGAGUUGUUCUGGUAUUGACUUUUCAGGACAGACUCAGUCUUACCAAAGUAAAGUAAGUUCCUUUGAAAGUGUCAGACAGUUUGCGAAAGAGGAACCCAAAACUCAGCCUUGCAGAGAGUGCCCGGAACGAAAACCUUUGCUGACCAACCGAGACUUGUCUUUUAAGAACAGAUCAUAUCAGACUCCACCAUUUAGACUGAAGUUACCACAUAGAACUACUUUGGAGCCCAAUAACAAAGAAAACACACAAGAAGGUACCACGAACAACCACAUAUUGCAGAAUGCCUCUUCCACAAAUGUGAGAACCCUGUCCCCCGUAGUUAACAAAGGACUAGAAACCAUCAGCAAAGCUAUCUCUCAUUCUGUGGGACCUAGCAUAAAAUCAGCAUUGUCCAAACUGUUCAGAAAACCAUCUGAUGGUGCUAAAGGAGGACGAGGAUCCAAAUCUUUGGGGAGGAUAGCAAGUAAAUUUCACUGGAAACAAAAAAGAGACAAGAGCCUAAAUGAUACAAAGAAGAUUCUAAGCAAAUUACCCAUUAAAACCACCGUCUCAUGUGGGGACCUUGAUCAAAAGAUUCCAUGUGAUGUCAUUCGGCAGAGACGGUGGCAUAGUACAGAGGCUCUAAUGAACAAGACCAGCAGGUGGGUUAAUAAGCAGCAAGGAUUGGUCAGAUGGGAAGAAGACGAUGGAGAAGAGGAGGCAGAGAAUAAUGUAGUAACAUCAGACUGUGAUAGCAUUUUUUCUCUUGACUCCCUAUCCUCUGCUUAUGCCACAGUGCUGGCAGAGCAGCUGAGACAUGAGGAAGCAGCUCAGAGUGAUGCAGAGAGUGAAGACAGUCAGAUGAGUAAAGACUCACUGGCUGUGGAGAGCUCUUCUGAGAAGACACUUAGCCAGACCGUGGUACCGGUGUCUUCACUUGUAAAAGACUCUUCCCAUUCAUCUGCAGUAAAUACUAGGUUUGCAGGUAUCAGCCCUGUUUUAGAAUGGGACAGCUGUAAGAAACCUCUCUCAGUCUCAGCAGAGGAAUAUUGGAGCCAGCUUGGGUCCUCAAAAUCCAAACUGAUUAAAGACGGUGCCAGAAGGAAUCCAACUUCCUACAAUCCAUUUGCAACAGAUUCCAGAGGUAGAGACGGCACACACAAGGCCAGUUUGACGUGCAGACCGUCCUCUGUUAGCAGCCGUAGCACACAAGAACCAGAAAACUCACUGGCGCUCACUAAUGACUGGUCUUCCAUUGACAUAGCAGAUAGUCUCAGGGAUUCUGCACCUUUGAAAAGAGCAGCAGUGUUCUCAGGUGGAGAGAAUAGCAGCAGCAGCUGUCCAAGUCCAGUCACUAUGAUCCAAUCAGAAUCUCAGAGCAGAUCUAGUGUGUAUAGCUCUACAGCCACCAGCACUCACUGUGUAAAUGUGACAGUGCAGGGACAGAGCCUCAAGACUUCAAAAGGUCAAGAUCUUCAGAUUCUAAUGCUGCCAGAAGACUCUCUGUCAUAUAAUCAGAAUAAUAUAAGGUGUUGUGUAGAGCAAGUAGUUGGGCAGUCGGAAACUGUGAGGACACUUAAAGAUACUCCAGAGCACAACACUGACAUGUGUUCAACAUCUUCACUCAUUUCAAGUCAAACAGCUUCUAUGUCAUCCACUGAGAUUCACAACAUCAAGCAAACAACUUCAGAAUCACUUCAGGUGUUUGGAGGUGUGUCUGAUAUGGCAGCUGCUGACACUACUCUGUCCUCUGACACCGAAAUGUCUUCCCCAUCAAUAACGCGUUUAUCGACAAUCCACAACAAACCACUGACUACCCAAGUUCAAGAACUGAAGAAGCCUAACAACACUGAAGAUGCUUUCAAAGCAUCCACAAAGGAAAGUUCUCUAUGCAACCUAAAUAAUGCAACACAGAUGUCGAAAGCUAUACAGAACUGUAAGUUUGAGGUUACCAAAGACAUAUCUUGUAGAAGAGUGAAGACCAAUGAAACCAAAGGCAGUGAAGAGUACGUCGCAGUACAGCAGGAACUUGUUAAGUCUUCUUGUAAAAAUUCCAGAAAGCGGAACAAAGAGCAGCAGGAUGACUUCAUUGGCAGCUUGAAAAUUCCAAAAAGGAGUAAAGAUUUGUUAUCCUGCAAUGCGUCAGGUGGAAGCCAGGAAAAUAGUUUGCCUGAUGACAAAAAUAACAAAUGUGACUCGAAAUGGGAGGUUGCUAUGGAGGGUGACAGCCACAGAUUUGAUUCUGUUUGUGCCAGUGGCAAUGUAAAAGAAGAUACAGUGGCAGGGAUAACACUGCCAAUUUCUGAUUUUGUGUGCAAGAAACGUGGACAGAUUUGUCAGAUCUUAGAAGACUCUGAAUGCGAGCUUAAAAGUGGUUACAUCUGUUGUCAGGAUGAUACGUCUGUGGGAGGGAAGAAAGAAACUGAACAAAAAGCUGCAAGAAGAAAAGAUGUAGUUGUAGAAUAUUGUCAGAGUGUGAACCACACGGAGAACAAAUGCAUUUCCCGGUGCAAUGAUACAUGUAGUGCCAUCGACUUGAGAAUUUCAGAAGUGGUGAAAGACCACACAAACGUAUCACUGAGGGGAGGAGACAAUGAGAUGAAGAGCAGGAGUCAAAGCCAGAGUACACUGGCGUCAAACAAACAAAAUAUCUCAUCUGUGUGCUAUUUUAGUUGUACUGAUGACAGCGCAGAACACAAACUGAAAAGAAAACAAAGUGAUUCAAUAAAAGGAGAAGUAACCCUCAGUGUACAUCCUUCAAUGCACGGGGUUACAAGUGGCAACUCAUUGUGCAGAAGUCUUCAUGCGCCAUUAAACAUACCAGAAAUAAGCAGCAGCCAUGAGAACAUUUUGUAUAACUCAACUGAAAUAACACAGAAAAUCAACCAGGACUUGACCAUCAUCAAUUUUUUUGAUAAGUUAUUAAACAAACCUACAAACAGUCACGUUCCUCAAAAGUCCUUGAACAAAGAUAUCCAAACAAAUGUGACGUUAAAUAGGCGUGGACAAUCUGAAGACACCCCUGCUGUUGAACCAAAUAGCUUGUCGUGUAAAGGGAGUCCUUCAGAGAAAGAUGAUUUAUUUAAACAAAUGAAUGAGGAAUUUAAACAAAGAUUAAUAUGCCAUCUUAAUCCUUCCAGCCCAGAUACUUGCUCGAAUGGGAGCUGCUCUAAUGCCCCUGCUUUUAAUCCUGUUUGCGAACACCUUUCCCAAAUCCCCCAGAACAUACCUGCCAUCAGCAGUGACACAAAAGUAAAUACAGUGUCCAAUUAUGUAAAAGGUGUCAAUAUGGAAGCCACGCCCAAUUUUGAAGAUGAGGAUCUUUCUUCCAAACAAAACUCAUCAAACACAAUUUCAAUUUUUUUUCAGUGUAGCCCUCAAAUAUCUGAAGACAUGAAAUCAGCCAUCAGUCAGUUCAACAUUGAUGUCACUCCUGGACACGAUGGAAGGAGUGAAAUGGGAAUCAUUAUGUCAACACCCAAACCUUGUACCACAGGACAAGAUCAGUGCAGGAUGAAGAGUCAGCAGACCCAUUCAGAUCAGUCAGCUCAGACCUGUGCCAUCAGUAUGAGUUGCGGCAAAUGCCCAGUUCCAAUCAGUUCACAAUGCAAAUUCCAUAAGUACAGUCAAACUGACAACAAGUUUAGAAACAUAUGUUACUCUGGGACAUUGAUCAAUCAAUCGUCUGGUAUUUCUGGUUCUGUGCAACCUCUCCAUGAAGUACAACGUGAAACUUCUGGCACAGAUGUGAAAUGUCCAUCCAACGAGUAUGACAUGAACACAUUUCAUUUUAAAGAUGAUAAUUCUGCUCAUUUGCUUAAAAAGGGGAAGUCUAAGAGGUUAAAAAGGUCUAAGAUCCAGAUUUGUCCUACCUCUUCCUCUGACUGCUCUUAUUCUGAUGAGGAGGAGGAUUUAACCAGCAGAGUGCACUGCAGCAGGCCAUCAUCUGCAUGGCUAAAUCUUGGAACGCAGACUAAUGGCAAACAAGAUGUCAAACAGUCUAGAAGCGAUGAUGCAGAUGUUUCCACUUCAAGUUCAGCUGGCAAAUAUAAACUGGAGACUUGCUGCUCUGAAUUCUCAGGUAAAAAUGUGGAACUGGGUAGCGUUAUCAAAGAUUACAGCCACAGAAGACACUCUUUAUCUCCUCAAACAAUGUCAGAAAAGGCAACUAAGCCAAAAAUGACUUCAUGUUCUAGGAAAAGUGAUCCACCACAAAUGCACAAGUGUCAGGACUCCGGUAUCCAUUUCGCCUCAAGUGACAUCAACCCUUUUGUUCGCCAGCGGCAAGGUGAUGACACAAAUCAGCAUUGCCAUAAAAACCCCUUAUUUGGAAGUGCGACUGAUCUAUCCUGUAAAUCUCCACUUUUAAACAGCACUGACAAGCAAAUGACAAGAUGUUGUAGCGUUGACAACGGUUUGAACAACCAGAACAUUCCUUUCAAUUCCCAUCUCAGUACGUAUGCCAACAACAAGGGCCUCUCCAGUACCCUUAGCAGUAUCGAGGAUUAUAAAGAAUGGGUGACUGCCAGAUGUCAGCAGAUGACCUUUGUUCACAGCCAUCGAGCAGAUCUGACUGUGAAGAGCAAUGGUGUUUCUGGCAAUACCUCCAGUCAGGCAGAUGAAAUCAUGUUGGUUUGCUCAUCUGAACAAGAGUGUGAGGCAAGCAAAAAACAAACCCAAAACAGAAGGAAAUGUGAACUUGGAACACAAACCGAAAGUGGCCAGCAGACAAAUCUUGUUGUUAAUGUGAACAAUCGUAGUGUUCUGAAGAGGAAUGAUCACCACAAAAGGAGCAGCAGCACACAAGGGCCUGACACACAGAAGAAUAAAGUGAACAUUAAAGAAUCUCCCACAUGGGCUAGUUUGGAAAGCAUGUCCGCUCACCUUUCCAAGCUCAUUGACAGCACUUCUGACCUGCUGGGGGAUGUCCAGGGAAUGAGAACAGGCAAGGUCUUAAAGCCUGGUCCAGGGAGGAAUGUGAGCUUGUCAAACAUUAGCGUUUCUUAUCGCGAAUCAAAAGAGGAGUCUCAGAGGGACUGCUCAACUCAAACAGCGGUAGAUGUUGGCAUCCAGACAGAAAGGCCUUCAGCACCAACACAGGAGGUCACUGUUCAUCAAACAGCUCACAGCGAAAGGUUACAGACUCACAAAGUCAACGUGAUAGUCAAAGUAAUUGGUUCUGAGGUUGUCAGUGUAACUAAAGACAAGAUUGCGUAUUGUACGGAGAAAAGUACAGCUAUCUUAGAUGAAAACUUACCAAGCACACCUGACCUGCAGCUUAACAUUUCUCCCCUGACAGAGAGGUCUUCCCUCCAAUCAGAGAGUUGCUGUCUCCAAACAGGUGCUGUGAAGACAGCAGCUGAAUGUCAGAAACGCGUAAGAGCCGUUUGUUCUCAAAGCUCAAAGGAAAGCCUGCCCGAGGCACUGUGGCACAAAGGUGUUGCGAUAUCUGAACUCACUCACAGAUCAUCAGAAAGUGGCUACCAGGAAAAGUGCACCCCAUUUAAAAUAAAUGACCCAUCGACUUGUUCAAAGAAACAAGCAAUAUACACAGACCGUGCAUCAUCUCCCAUUCUCACGGUCGCAACAAGAGCACAAGUUAAGCAAAAGGGAAUGCAAUCCACAGCCUGUCCUCCAAACUAUCAGGAUUUAAAUAAGGACAAUGUUUGUGCACCCUCUGGAAAACAAUCUGCGACCAAAUGCAUUUCAGACCAAAUGCAAAGACCGGAUUGUGCUGUUUUUCCAGCUGAUUCCACAUCACUUGUGAAGGUGAGUGAAGAAGUGAGUUGUUCCAGUUCUAAAGGAUCUGAUUGUUGCUCUACAAGAUUAAGUUCAUCACUGGAUGAAUAUGCACACAGUAACAGGAGGCAUGUUCCCUGUGAAAACAAACCCCGCCCCUCUUCCAAAUUUCAGGUGACUUCUCUGCAGAAUCAUCAGUUAGAUAGUUCCGCUUGUCCAAAUUGUUUGAAUGCACAGAACCCCACCUCUCUGACAAUUAAACGUGGUGAUUCAUGCAAACAUCUGGCUAAGCCUUUACAUGGCGAAAUACCAGGUCACGCAGCUCAACUAAUGGUGUAUCAACAAAGUAGUACAGUUGAUACUUUAGAGUAUUGUGUUGAUGCAUACAACCCAUCUGUGGUCAGUGACAGGACUGUUCUCGUUCACAAGGAUGACGCUGUGCCACUGGCACCCAGCGAGUGUGACACAGAUGUCCUCGUGAACAUCAAACCUGUUGCUGAUGUGCCCCAAAACAAAGACCGCCAAAGAGUCCCAGAGGACCUGCCAAUGCACAACAAGUUCAGCAAUUGGUCCGGUAUCACUCAGCAACCAUCAGUGCACUGUAGUUUCUGCAACAAGCUGCCCGCUUAUCUCUCCAAUAACCGCAACAAGAGUCGAAACUGCGCAGAGUGGGAGGAGGUGGAGAGUUGGGGAUCGUAUGUGGAGUCGGUGGCGAAGAGCGACAGAAGAGCAAGAGCGAUAGAGAAGCUGCGGCGAGAGCGAGAACAGGUGAUGGCCACAGUCAGCCUCAGCAUGAACUCAACGCCACUGACUGUGGAGCUGACGGAGGCGAAGCUACACUACACCCUGGGAGAGACGGAUACGCUGCUAAAGAUUAUGUCCCCGAAGGCCAAAGAAGAGUCUGAGCCACCAACCUCUGUUCCUACCAAACAGCAACUGUACGACAGACACCGCAGGAGUAUUGAGGGUUUAAGGCAGGAGAGGGAGGAACGUCUUCAGUCUUGUCGGAGAGCUCGUAGUCUGAGUCCCAGAAGACAUCCGUGCAGCUCUCCUCAGGAGACCGUUCCCUCUUCCAAGGUGUCUGCUGUGCCUAACCGGCAUAAGGAGCACAUCCAGCAGCUACACCAAGCAGUGGUAGACAACACCAGCAGGAAAGCAGAGCCUUCAAGAGCAGGUGAUCAGUACCCGUCUGAUAUUGAGCUGCUGUUACGUGACUAUGGGCGGGCCCGUGAAGAAGCCAGGACAGAGAUCGCAAAGGCCCGGGAACGACUGCGAGAGAGGACGGAGCAGGAGAAGAGGAGGCUUCAGCAGCAGGCCCUGGCUCAGGAAGUUAAGGAUGAUCUGAGGCACUGGACGAGAAUCAGCAGCAGCACGUUGUGCACAGGAUCCAGCCUGAGCCUUUCCUCUGGGCCAACUUCAGGGUACAACAGUGGCAACACGGCACAAAUGCAACCCAGUAACAGACCAAGUCUCACGGGGCAGAAUACAGGGUUCCAGGAUGAUGGGCUGAAGGACAGGACACUUCCUUCUGUAUGUGGUUCUCAGAGCAUUAAUAUGCAGAGAGCCUCGUUGUGUGCCCAGGAUGUCCAGCUUGAACUUCCUGUAACAGGAUUUGAGCCCUUGAUGACCUCAUCUCCAUCAUCCCCCAAUUUACGUGGGCGCACCGCCUCCAUUGGCUCCUCCUCUUCUAUAGCCACAGCCUGUCACAACACUACAUCCGCUCUCCUCGGUCAAGCGCUGGGUGAGGUGCAACUUGCUUCCUCUGGUGAUUUGAGCAACUUGGUAAUGGGCAAAGCCACAGCAGGCUGGAGGUAUCAGGGAGAAGAACGAGGUAUUCAAGCAUACUAUAAGUCCUCUUCCAGCCCGUCUGUGCACGCGUUUCUUGGGGCCGGGGAGCUGGACAGACCUUUGGACUGCCUGUGGACCUUGCUCAGCCAAAUGUCCAAGAUCUACAUGUACCACCCAUCAGUCCGUUCUGUCUGGACACGACCACUAGAUGACAGCACUCAGCUGGUCUACAUAUUAACAGACCCAUCCGCCUGCCACCUCAGCCAACCUCGUGACUUCUGCUGCAUCAGCGCUGAGUCCAAACAGGGUGGUCUAUGUGUGUUGGCGAUGCAAUCUGCGUUUGAGGAGUCUUUGCCUCGUCCCAGCGUCGAUGCUGUCCGAGGUGAGAUGAUGCCCAGUUGCUGGGUCCUUCAGCCCAUUCAACAUGGUGGCCGGGAAGUCACCAGGGUCAUCUACCUGCUGCAGGUGGACUUUGGAGCUCCAUCGUUUCCUCCCCGCCUGUUAAACACUGUUGCUCGGAGACAGGCAGCUGUCAUCGCUGAUCUCAACGUUUUCCUCAGUUCGUAAAUCCACAGGACGCACACGCAUGAGCCGUGAAAACGUCAACAGUCUCCAGUAUUCUGUUUUUUUUUUUUUAAUUUGCACCAAAAUAAUAAUUACUUGAUUUUUGAUUCACAGAACACUGCUAUAUUGAUAUCUAAUUUUUUUAAAAGGUGAAACAGCUUUUUUUUUUCGUUUUGUGUGUAUGUGUGGGGGUAUUUUUUUAUGUAUUGAAAAUUUAUUUUUGUAUUUGUAGCUCUAUAUAUAUGGGUGCUUUUCUAACAUUGUGAGCCUGUUUUUUUUUUUACCAAAGAAUCAUUGGAAGUGUAACAUUGUAGAUGGUCAAAAUAGCUUAUUCAUUUAUUAGAUGCAUAUUCUUAAUAAUUACAUUCAACUGAUAUGUACCAGCUCCAUUACACAGUUGUAUUUGUUCAGGUGAGGCAGGAGAAGAAUAAGCAGUCAUCUGAAUUGUUUUAGUGGGCUAAAUAUGAAGUUUUAGUCAAGUAAAUUUGUAGAUUGUUUUUAGGCAAGACUUUUACUGUAUUUUCCAGAGUAUAAGUAGCACCUGUUAAAAAAUGCCUCUUGAAGAGCAAAAACCCAUAUAUAAGCCACACCAGCAUAUAAGACACACUGGAGUAUAAAUCGCACGUUUUUUUGUUACUAUCAGCUUGUUCAUUUAGCAUUUUUGUGCACUGCUGUAGUGUACUUCUUAUUAUUGGCCUUUAUUGUUGGAGUUUAUUUUGUUUAAUGCUUUGAUUCUUGUGAAAGUUCCAUAGAAAAAGUUACAAUAAGUAUUAUUAUUAUUAUUAUUAUUAUUAUGAGUAUGAAAUGCAUGUUUUUUUUAGUAUAUACGCUGCACCUGAGUAUUAGUCACAAGGCCUCCAAAACUAGUAAAAAAAAAAAAAACAACUUGAUUUAUACUCUGGAAAAUAUGGUACUAAAUAUGUUGUCAAAGUUAACACUGGUGAAGGCAAAUCUUACACAGGCCCUGAGGCCCAUUGGUGCUGGUACUUUUACCAAAAUAUUGUAGCAUGAGGCUGGCCAAGAUGCCAGUCCAUUGAAGGUUACUUCCACAGCUAAGGACAGUACAACUGGGAGGACUAAAACAAUGCAGCUUAAAUGUCUUGUCCAAAGACAUCGAAGACAGGUAAAGUGAGUUAGAGUUGAAGCCAGGGUUAACAUUAUUGGUAGUGUAACUUGUACUCCAUUGGGCUACCUGUUCUAUGGAAGUCAAAAAUGAAUUCUCAACUACAUAAUCCAUCAUUUCUUCUACUUCAUUUUACAGUCUGCCUGAGAUUAAUACCAGAAGGAGCAUCAUUUUGUGUUAGCUCAGUAUCAUGUAGAACUUCAAAAUGCUAAACUGGUUCGUCGAUAAAGGGAACCGGUCAUAAAUGACAAUAAAAUCACAGUUGGAAGAUUGAGGCACUUGUCUUGAUGGAUGCCCAAACUCCAAGGAACUGUUGUGUCUUUAGCCCUCACCUGUGAUUGGGAUGUGUUCAGUUCCCCAUUAAUUCCAUAUUUUGCACUCUUGAAUGUAUCUACUUGUGCAGGAAAAA